AUGGAGACCCCCUACGAUAUCGCGUUGCAGCUUGAGACAACUGCAGCCCAACUCCGCAGCUUCUCAAACCUCCCAGAGGCUCAACGCGAGGGAGCCAUCAAGGCAGCUUUCCAAAAUCUUCGGGUGCAAGUCUUGGAAUUAGACGAAAGGGUACAUCGACUGGAUGUCAAAUACAUCGCUCUCAACAAACAGGUUCAGGCACAUACAUACAAAUAUCCGGACAUGAGAAUGGGUCACAUGCGCAACAUCAAAACAAAUGAGCCCAUCAUCGACUUCCCAUUGCAAGCAAAAGACUUCGGCAGUCUGGAUUCCUCUGAGUGUGACCGUAUCGCAAUCGCGUUAGGGAGGCCGGAAAUGUUAGGCGGAGUGGGAGAAAGACAGCAAACAGUCAUCCAUUUGGUCGGACUCGAUAUUGCCGCCGUAUACUACUGGGACUAG
Molecule: messenger RNA, 438 nt
Organism: Alternaria arbusti
Lineage: Eukaryota; Fungi; Ascomycota; Dothideomycetes; Pleosporales; Pleosporaceae
Exons: 3
Coding region: 1-438 (145 amino acids)
Source: RefSeq, a predicted model, not a curated record